AUGACAACCCCGCAGUCCGACACCUGCCCAAUCUGCAAGAAUCCGUUCGCCCUCACCACCACCGACCGCAACCUCCUUGCCACCGAGCUAGUCAAUAAUGGCUACAAUACCGAGAAGGUCAACGUCGAGCUCGACGUCCUCGUCAAGCCCCCAUGCGGCCACGAAAUGGGCCUGUUCUGCUUGCAACGCUGGAUCAAUCUGGGACACACCACCUGCCCGUACUGCACGCUCACAAUGCUCAAUGAUACUAAAGAGGACGCCUUGUUCGAAUUCGUACAGCCCGAUCACAUAGGCUUCUACCAAGGAGACGAUGAGUUGAUGCAGGCGGUUGAUAGGGUGCUGAAGACCUACCACAAGCAAGAGCGCCUGCCGACCUGGUGGGAUGGGGUCGAUCAACAGCGUGGCGAGUUUUUCAUACAGCGACAUCGGAGAACGCGCUGGCGGUAUCGGUCGGUGGUGCUGGGCGUGGUGCUGGGCAUGGUUCUCGCGGGGGUUGCGGCACUGUUUUGGGACUAUGGAUCCAGGAUGGCUAUGGUGGCGGUUGCUACUACGGGACUGUUGCUUCACAUAGCACUUAUUGUGAUGUAG
Messenger RNA from Mytilinidion resinicola, 588 nucleotides. RefSeq lists its product as uncharacterized. NCBI's taxonomy places the organism in Eukaryota, Fungi, Ascomycota, Dothideomycetes, Mytilinidiales, Mytilinidiaceae. The record is from RefSeq and is a predicted model, not a curated record. Gene Ontology annotation, molecular function: metal ion binding. The coding region runs from base 1 to 588 and encodes 195 amino acids. The transcript has a single exon.